This is a messenger RNA of Zeugodacus cucurbitae (melon fly), 4174 nucleotides long. It is a transcript of the gene sei, whose product is annotated as potassium voltage-gated channel unc-103. The transcript is spliced from 16 exons. Gene Ontology annotation, cellular component: membrane. The record is from RefSeq and is a predicted model, not a curated record. Gene Ontology annotation, molecular function: inward rectifier potassium channel activity. The coding region runs from base 143 to 3112 and encodes 989 amino acids. Gene Ontology annotation, biological process: potassium ion transmembrane transport; membrane repolarization during action potential. NCBI's taxonomy places the organism in Eukaryota, Metazoa, Arthropoda, Insecta, Diptera, Tephritidae.
UUCAGUUGAGCAGUUAACUAAAUGAAGUUUGAAAAUAAUUUAAGUUCAAAGGAAAUAACUGUUAAUUAUAGAAGAACACGGUUUAUUUUUCUACAUUCAUUAUAACAUAAUAAAUAUAUCAAAGAUACUCAAUACAACGAGCAUGUCUCAUAAUCAUUGUUUCGAGCUGAAUGAAAUCCGGAUUUUGGAUAAAAUUUUGAGGCAAUGUGAAUAUUAUAUUUCAAACAAUGGCAUGCAACAAGCACCACAAGCUCGUAAUAAAAAAGUGUGCCUCAAGGCAAACAAUUUCAACGAAUUGCUGUUGAAUAAUAACUUGAAUAAAUUUGUAGAAAAAGAACUAUUUUCAUUUAUGUGUAAGCUCAGGAAAAUGGACAAGAAAACCAUAUUUGUUUCGGAUAUCCUAAUUAAUUCCGGAAUAUUUACGGAAGGUUAUGACUACAAUAAGUAUUCGUUAAAUUCCAAGAACCACAUAAAUGUUAAUCGAUUUAUUUACCACAAAAUUGCACGAAAAGAUGAAAGUGAAAAUAUAACAUAUAAAAAGGUAAAAAAUAAAUUAAGUGAACAACAUUCUGACAAGAUUAUAUAUGAAACCACCAAUUGUUUGGUUGCUGAAAAUAUAAGCAAAAGUAAGAAACACUUUUCGUCAUUAAAUAAACAUAAUAGCGAUGAUACAAAUAGUGGAAAUCAGUGGAAUGUUUAUGACGGUAACUGUAUGAAAUGUGAAGAAAGAAACAUUAAAUGUAAUUUACACACCUCCGAGACCCCAAUUGAGAAAGAUAAACUUCAAAAGAAUAACACUUUUUAUGGCAAUGAUUUGACGUGUAACAAACGAAAAGACAGAAUACAUAGCCAAGCAAAUGUGUUUGAGAAGACUAUAUCAUACGAUAGUGUUCGAUCAAAAAUAUCAUCUCAAAACUUUAUAAAGAAAAAAAUCCCUCAGAGACUUUCAAAGGAGCACACCGACGACAUUCCUGAUAAAGAACCUCUCCUUGGGCCAAAGCCACUAAAAUUGCCAGAUUCGGUGGAGGCAGUACUUUCAUUAGGUUCAACGAUUUUACCGGAUAAAAAGAUUGAUAACACAGAAUAUCACAAAUGGACGAUAUUACAUUAUUCGCCAUUCAAGGCCGUUUGGGAUUGGAUAAUAUUGAUACUUGUAAUAUAUACUGCAAUAUUCACACCAUAUGUGGCCGCAUUUUUGCUUGGAGAGCCGGAUUAUCAAAGACGAACAAACAAAUAUAUUAACAGUGAUCCACUUGUUAUUGUCGAUUUAAUCGUUGAUGUUACUUUUGUAAUUGACAUAAUCAUAAAUUUUCGAACCACAUUCAUUGACGGACAAGAUGAGGUGGUCUCGCAUCCUGGACGUAUUGCGGUUCACUAUUUAAGUGGGUGGUUUCUAAUUGACUUAGUGGCUGCAAUUCCAUUCGAUUUACUGCUAGUCGGAAGUGACACAGAUGAGCUCGGCUUGGAUAAUGAAGAGACAACCACACUAAUAGGAUUGCUCAAGACUGCACGAUUACUACGACUCGUGAGGGUAGCUAGGAAAAUAGAUAGAUACUCCGAAUAUGGCGCAGCUGUAUUGGUUCUUCUCAUGGCAACAUUUGUACUGAUCGCCCACUGGCUAGCCUGUAUUUGGUAUGCUAUAGGCAAUGCGGAGAGAACUCUGUUAACAAAAAACAUUGGAUGGCUGCAUUCGCUAGGAAAUGAUAUUCAAGAACCAUACUUUGAUAAUAACACUGGUGGACCGACAAUUAAGUCUAGGUACAUUACAGCGCUCUAUUUUACAUUUACAUCAUUAACCUCUGUUGGAUUUGGAAAUGUUGCUCCAAAUACUGACGCCGAGAAAGUGUUUACAAUAUGUGUAAUGCUUGUAGGCUCUCUUAUGUAUGCGAGUAUAUUUGGAAAUGUUUCUGCAAUAAUACAAAGACUUUACUCGGGUACUGCCAGGUAUCAUACACAAAUGUUGAGGGUGCGUGAAUUUAUUAGAUUUCAUCAGAUUCCAAAUCCACUUAGACAGCGAUUAGAGGAGUAUUUUCAGCACGCUUGGUCUUACACGAAUGGUAUCGAUAUGAACUCUGUUCUAAAGGGGUUUCCAGAAUGCCUUCAAGCCGAUAUUUGUUUGCACUUAAAUAGAAAACUGCUAACAACGUGUUCGGCUUUUUCGGGAGCUAGUCCCGGUUGUCUGAGAGCACUCUCUUUAAAAUUCAAGACCACUCAUGCACCACCUGGAGACGUUUUAGUGCAUAAAGGAGACGUUUUAACAUCAUUAUUUUUCAUAGCAAGGGGUUCAAUAGAGAUACAGAGAGACAACAACACCGUGGUAAUUCUAGGUAAAGACGACAUUUUCGGAGAAAAUCCUUGUAACUAUGCAACCAUAGGAAAAUCAAAUGGCAAUGUUCGUGCUCUAACGUACUGUGACAUACAUAAAAUUCACAGAGAUGAUCUGUUAGAUAUAUUAGACUUAUAUCCAGAGUUUUCGGAGAGUUUUGCAAAUAAUCUUAUUUUAACAUAUAAUAUGCGGGAUGACUUUCAAGCUGGUGUCGAAGUAAAACAUAGAUAUUUACGAGCAAAAUCUCUAGAUAGAGAGAGAAGUACCAGUGAUAUAACAUCUAUACGAAUUUUUGGCAUUCAUCAAAAAAAUAAAUCAAAGGGCAAUUCCGGUCCAACAAAGACUCAAAACAAAGAAUCGUUUAAUGAUGGGAAGGAUCCCUCGAAUUAUCAGUUUGAUAUUCAAAACAAAGAUGAUGUUGAUAACAUCCACGCACUUUAUAAAAAUACAAAAUAUAGACCAGCUUCUCUUAAUCGAAAUAACUUGCCAAAAAAUAAUCUUCAAGAAAAUAGCAAAAAUCAUAAAAUUAAAUAUAUAAAUGAAAUGAACUUAUCCACAUUCGAGAAGCAAAAACAAAGGGCCACUUGGCUUCGUCAACAUAAAUUAAGCAAUAGCACUGCGCAAGGAAAGAUCUUACAGGAUGCCCCUCUAUAUAUGGAUCAGCAAAGGACUGCUGCUCAAUCAAGGGAACCUGUGAAAUGCAACAUUUUUUCUGAAAAGGCUUUACCUACGCCAAAUGCCACUAUCGCCACUACAGAGUCGUGGGAUGAACUUGAUAGUGUUUGAUUGAGUGUAAUUGUUUCAAUUAUUUGAGGAAAAAAAUAACAUAAUUAAUAGCAUAAAAUUUAUCUGAAAAUAACAUAUUCGCAAGUCCUCCACGUUCAAAAAGGUGUUUGUUUUUGUUUUGUUGGACACGACUACUAAUUAUAUUAAGUAAUGAUUAUCAACAAAGUAUGACCCCGGAAAAUGCGUUGAGUUUUCGAUUCCCCAGGAUUGGGUAAUGGAACCACUAUGACGACAUUCGGAAUAGGAUAUUUUACGAGUGUUUAACGGAAAGUUAAGAUCCUUGGUGUAAUAGUGAGGAGAUAGUUGGCAGUUAGUGGUGCUUGUUUCUGCUGUACGCAGUCUUGUUGUAUGUUUGGGUUACCAGUCCUUGGCGGGUAAAAAAAUCCGGGUCCGGUAACGAAUUGGCAUCUUAAGGCCAGAACAAGCCAUAAUUUUAGUAUGUCAGAAUCUAGCUUGGGUUAGUAGGUGUUUAAUCGUCCAUAAGCACUGCCUUCUUGAGAAUAUAAGGUUGUGUGAGAAUAUAAGUUCGUUGUUAACCAGUUCUGCGAUACGGGAAGGGUAAUACGACCAAGGGAUAUUAUUUCGGCGACGUAAACCUGGUUGGAUCGGUAAGUCAUAAGCUGUUGGCGAGUGACGAGUGUAGAAAGUGUGUGUAUAUUGGGGUUGGCUUGCAAAAAACUGGAUAAAGUGUGGAAGAGGAGAGAAAUAAUCAAAAACAACGCAAUGGAUGAGUCGAUUAUUUAUAAAAAAUGGACCCAUAUAUUAUUUAUCUCUAUCCGUAAAGGAUGUUGCCGAUGGACGUCCGAAACCGUUCCCAGGACAGUCGGUUCUACGUUACCGGAGCGGUCCCAGAUUUUUAUCCAGCCAAGGAAUGUCAAAUCGGCUGCAUUCUUUCACUAAAUGGAUUACCUUUGUCCUAAGCGCUUGAUAUUGUUAAAUAUCCCGUUUUUGCUGCGGUAGCGGUAAUACGUAAAUACCCCGUUUUUUACCAUCCCUAGUAUAUAUCAUUAUAGUUUAUGAUCAUACGAAACAUACUGUAGCUCUUCAUAUUCCAUUUUAACG